Adineta steineri is the source of this 1044-nucleotide messenger RNA. NCBI's taxonomy places the organism in Eukaryota, Metazoa, Rotifera, Eurotatoria, Adinetida, Adinetidae. The record is from the annotation of a GenBank genome assembly.
AUGAAGGUCAGCGUAUUAGUUACACUUAUUGUUUUACCGAUGCUUGCAUCAAUUGGUCUGUAUUGUUAUGCGUUUAUAAGUACACGUUGGAGUUCUAUUGAUGAAGACUUAAUUAAUCGAUAUAGUGAAAUAAAUGAUCGACAACGUUCUCAAUCAACUACAAAAUCUUAUAAUAAUACUAAUAUUCAAUUACAAUCACAAUCAAUUCGACAUGCAUUUCGUUCACGUUACGGUUUAUUUGGAUAUUGUUUAGAUUAUCGAUGGAUUAAUUUACUUGCACCUAAACCAAUAAGAAGAACAAAUGAAAAUCUAUUGACAACAAAACCCGUAUUUUUUUGUGAUCGAUGCAAUCAACCAAUACUAGAAUGUCCUGAAACAGGAUGUUGUAUGAAACGAUGUGAUUCUAUACCUGAUUGUCCAUCAUAUAUCGAUGAAAAAGAUUGUAAUCGUCCAUAUAAUGAAACACGUUAUUUUUGGCCAGAAAAACAUUGUAUUUGGAAAUCAACAUGGAUUGGUAAUCAACCAAUACCACGUUAUGAAUUAUCCUAUAAAGAUUCACCAAAAGAAUUUCAUUACUAUAUGAAACGUAUGCUUUAUUAUAUUAUGUUUCUGUUAUUUGUUGCUGCACCAUUAUUAACAUGUGUUGCAUUAUUAAUUAUAUUUUGUAUAAAUUGUGUUCAACGUUUUUAUUCAAUUCCAUUUGCAUUUGUUAGUUUCAUAUCGUUAGCAUCAUUUUUAAGUGGUGCUGGUGCAGUCGGAAUAUUUUUAUAUGAAUGGGUACAAGAACGUUUGCAUCGACCUGAUUUUACUUAUGAUUUAGAUCAAGCUGAAGCAUUAGUUGUUGCCUUUAAUCCAUGGCUUGUUAAUGUCGAACGUUUAGGUUUAGCUUUUUGGUUAGUAGUUGCUGCUGUUGGUACAACAUUAUUUACAACAAUACUUAGUUGUUGUUUUUGUUGUGGAUUACAAUCAGAAAAAUCGAAAUUACGUUUUCAUGUUGAUAAUGAAGUUUAUGAAAUUGUUCAAAUGGCACCUUAUGAUGAGUGA